CGGGGCACAGUGAUGCUGGAGGCGGCCAGAGGAGAGAGUUAGCCCGGCUUCAGGACGCGGAGGAACCGGGCCAUGGGAGCGGGAGCGAGGCGGAUCAGUAGCCGGAGGAGGGAUUGAGCUGGACGGCGAGAGCAGAGGAGCUGAGCGGCCUGUGCUGCUGCUACUGUUGGAUCUAUAGUGGAGUUUUGGAGUUUGAGGAUAGUGAUGAAGAUGAAGAUGAGGAUGAUGAAGGGGUUUGGGCUGCUGCUGUGGAUUCAGCUGGAGCUUCUGCUGUGGGUCAGAGAGAGUUACACAGCUGACCAGUGCAGCUGGAGGGGCAGUGGGUUAUCUCAGCUGCAGGGCAGUGUUGAGCAGGUAUUCCUGCGCUGUGCUGAAGGCUCGGUGGAGUGGUUGUACCCGUCCGGAGCGCUCCGCCUCUCCCUGUCGCCCCGCCCCUCCUGGGCGGGGCUUGGGCCAGGUGUGUCCAGCAGCAGCACCCCAGCAUCCAUCUGCGUGAAGGCGGAGCCUCAGUGGAGCGGGGCGCAGCUCUACCUGGAGCGAGACGGGGUGCUGGAGCUGCUGGUGGGAGACGUCUCAGGCCACACCCACACGCGCUGCUUCAGCUUCACACCUGGAGAGAGACCCGCCCUCUUCCUGCAGGCCACGCCCCACCAGGACAUCAGCCGGCGAAUCGCGGCCUUUCGCUAUGAGCUGAGGGGGGAACGGAGGGAGCGGCUGAGCGACAAUUCCGUACACACGGAUCCCAUCAGCACGGAAGGAGCCUGUAGGCCAUGUAAUGAUACUGAAAUGCUGAUGGCAGUGUGUACCAGUGACUUCGUUGUGCGUGGGAAUAUCCGUGCGGUGGAGACGGACUCGGACCUGCGGGCGGCGGUGAUUAAAGUGAGCGCUACGCGAGUGUACCGCCAGAAAUUCGCCCUGUUCUCCAGCACCGGCCGGCUGACCCACUCCGGAGAGAUCCGUACCCUGCUGAGCUGCGGCGUCCGCACCGGCUCCGGCAGCUUCCUGUUCACCGGACACGUGCACUUCGGAGAGGCGUGGCUCGGCUGCGCCCCGCGGUACAAAGACUUCCUGAGGGUUUACGAACACGCCAAGCAAAAACUACAGAUACCCUGCACCCUCGACACUCACUGACAAACACAGAGAGAGACAUUUAUCAUGGAAUCCUCUGGAAGCAGCGUUGAUGCUUGACGAGUUAAGAAGAGG
Molecule: messenger RNA, 1203 nt
Organism: Astyanax mexicanus (Mexican tetra)
Lineage: Eukaryota; Metazoa; Chordata; Actinopteri; Characiformes; Acestrorhamphidae
Gene: metrn
Product: meteorin, glial cell differentiation regulator
Exons: 4
Coding region: 205-1131 (308 amino acids)
Biological process (GO): positive regulation of axonogenesis; glial cell differentiation
Molecular function (GO): hormone activity
Source: RefSeq, a predicted model, not a curated record